AUGGUGCACCUCGAGGAGUCGCGACCCAACUCCGGGCGCCGGGAGCCGAAAGUGGAGCGCCUGGACAAGACCCCGGCGGCGCUGGAGCUCUCGCAGAUCUCGCAGUACGAGCAGAUCCAUUGCCAACCAUAUGGUAUCCCCCACAAGCGCAUUGGCGACGUGAUCCUGCCGGCCUUCCUGAAGACAGAUCAGCUCUUUGACUUGGAAGAGCGAUGGCAAGUUGGGGAGAAGGACGUGCUGCUGGCCCUGUCCCCGGGGCUCUUCCCCAACAUCCAAGUCCUGGAGCCCCUCUUCGAGCUGGCUGGGGACCCCAUGCCCCAGGAGCCCGCAGGCCCCGUGCAGGGAGCUUGUGCCUUCCGCGAGCGCAUGCUGGAGCUGAUCGAUGACAAGGAGGUGCGCAUCCGCGGGGCGAGCGGCGCGCGGUGCCUCUUCAGCCUGCUGCCGCCCUGGCUGCUGCCGCAGAGCUUCGGGAAGGUGGCCGUCUUCUUGGCCGACCCACGGUAUCUCAUAAUGCGGCAGCUGCAGCUGUGGGAGAUGUUCAAGAGGUGCCACGCUGACAAGGGGAAAGGAUGCGGCUGCGCCACGCUCCAACUCCAAGAGUCGGAUUUCCUCCGGUCCUAUCUCGAAGAGGACUGCAGCCUCUCGGGAGAAGAGAUGACGCGCCUGGCGCGCUGGGCGCUGGAGGAGUACAGGCAGCCGGACAAGGUGAAGAUCUUCUUUGUGGAGGACUUCGUGGCUGAGCCGGACGUGGCUUUGAGAGGCCUCGCGCGCUUUCUGGGCGUGCCCGACGAUGCUGAGGUACUCGAAAAGGCCAUUUCCAAGCUCGAGGCCAUGAGGCCUCACGGGCUCUUUUACCCCAGACAGGACAUGUUGGAGCUGCAGCAUUUCCUCACGGUGACCCACAAGUUUGAGCAGCUCAUGGCGGACCUGCCCAGCAACCUGCAGAGCAUUUGGGAGGAGCGUGUCUCGCUGUGGCCGCGCCUGCCCAACCUGCGGCUGGCAACCCUGGGGCAAAGCCUCCAAAACCACAGGAUGUGGGUUGCGCCCCAGUGGUGGGCUGCUCACAGCGCGGAGCUUUGCAAGCCCUGCAGCUUUGCACCCCGCGGCAUCUGCCGGUCAGGGGAGGACUGCGAGUUCUGCCACGCGCCGAGCCAUCGGGCGCCCCUGCGCCGGCCCAGCAAGAAGGAGCGCUUGAGGCGCAUGCGGAAGUCCGCCCGCGAGUCAGAGGGCUCCAGAGGCCGCACACCCUCGCCCGACGGAUUGUCGAGCUGA
Effrenium voratum is the source of this 1272-nucleotide messenger RNA. The record is from the annotation of a GenBank genome assembly. Lineage: Eukaryota; Dinophyceae; Suessiales; Symbiodiniaceae.